GCACGCGGGGGAAGAAAGGGAGAAUACAUGUGUGUGCGUGAAGGAGCAGUUCUGUUUUUGGUGGGGUCUGCGUGAGGUGCAGCUUUUUAUUCAAGUCGAAAUGGGAGCUUUACAUUAUGUGUGUGUUCUGGCUUGCACUGUUUUCGUUUCUCAAGCAAAUGGACUCAAAACUUACCGGGACAUGUUCCCUCACAAGCAUUCAUUGUCGAUGAAGUUCCCGCCGAUCCCUGGUUGGAGCCCAGACAGCAACCCGUGGGAUGACUAUAUCUACCCGCCCUUUGGCCCCAAGGAACUAACGCGGAGAAAAGGUAAGCCCGUCAAAGUGCGCCUGACCAGCGACAGUCCAGCAAUCAAAGGUUCUAUAGUGUCAUUCACUGCCAAGCUGGAGUACCCCCCAUGUCAGAAGGAGGACACCAACGGGGAGCUGGUGUGGGAUGAGCACUGUCCAGAUGGUAUGGAGCUGGAGGCCUCAGCUAACAGUCAGCUUAAAUCUGGCUAUGUAUUUAACUGGACCUCCUGGCUAGAUGACUACGGCUUUGGAAAGUGUACUGACCUGAAGAGAUGUAACGUCUUCCCAGAUGGGAAACCCUUCCCUCAGAGCAAUGACUGGAGACACAAGGGCUACGUCUACGUAUGGCACUCCAUGGGUCAGUACUCUGAGACGUGUGAUGGCUCCUCUUCCACCCUAAUAGUGAACACCAGUGACAUAAUUUUGGGGGCGGAACUGAUGGAGGUCAUGGUGUACAGGAAACGCGAGCGCAGAAAGUACAGCCCCCUGGCCACCGACAAGGCAGUCUUCUUUGUCACAGACAAGAUCCCAGUGGCUGUGAAUAUUUCCCAGAAGGCAUCAGCCAAUCUGUCGGACAGCGUAUUUGUGCGUGGCGAGGAAGUUGUGUUCAGUGUGUCCGUUCACGACCCUAGUGACUACCUGAAGACCGCAGACGCCGUCGACUACAUCUGGGACUUCAAGGACGGCAACCAGCUGGUCACCCAUAGCAAUGUAGCCACUCACUCCUACAGUGCGGUAGGAGGUGUCAACGUGAAGCUGAGGGUGGAGGCGAAGUUCAAGAUCCCAUGUCCUCCGCCCACGCAAACUACAGCGGCCCACACACCUCCCCCUGGCACUCACGCCAUCACUCGCAAAAUGGAGACAACCCAUGGUUUUGUGCCAGUCACCACUGCCAGACCCGCCUCCAACACACCUGUUCCUAUGACUACAGGCUUCCCGACAACAGAGCCCCUCCCCCCGACGGUUGCUGAUGUGACUUUGGCGCUGUUCAACCCGAUACAACUUUUUGCACAGUUCUUGCUAGCUGGCCCCACCCCCAUGUCCCUGCCCACUGGCCCUACCCCAAUGUCCCUGCCGGCUGGCCCCACCCCCAUGGCCCAGCUCCGCUACGCACAUCUGGCAGGCAAUGAUUGCUUCCGCUACUUCUACGGAACCUUCCAGACCAACAUCACCAUUAUUGAACCCAAGCACUUCAUCAACAGCCAGCCAGCCAAUCGGAUCCUGGACGUGUUUGCUGCCAAGGUCACCAACACUGACAUAAGCUUCCUGGUCAAGUGCCUGGGCAGCACUCCCACCUCAGCCUGCACCAUCGUCUCGGACCCCUCUUGCCAGCAGGUGAGGAACAUCGUGUGUGAUGACGUGCCCCCAUCGUCGGAGUGCGAGGUGCGCCUGCGGAGGACCUUCCUGGAGCCAGGGACCUACUGUGUCAACAUCACCCUGGAGGAUGCCAGCAGUCUGGCCCUCACCACCACCACUACCAUCACCAUAAGCAACACUGACCCUGACACACCCGAGUCUAAAGCUCCUCAUGCUGCAGAGGUUGUCCUCUCCUCCAGUGCUAUUCUGGUAGCCAUCUUUGCCUUCACUGCCUUCAUGGUCUACAAGCGCUAUAAAGUCUACAAGCGGGUGAGGAGGUCCCUGGUGGAGGACGCCAGUGGCCAUGUUGGUGUUGGGGGUCGUAUGGGCCGGCUGAGGGAGGUAAUAUUCCCCACCAACGAGGAGAGUCGCCGCCUGCUGUCGGAGAGACACCCCAUGUAGACCCACCGAUGGUACUCCAGCCACAGGCUGCAAAUUUGGGGUGUGAAACAUUUUGAAAGGUGCAGAUAGAAAUAACUGGAUUCGCUUUUGUACCUGACAAACAAGCAUAUCUGUUCUACACAAUACAUUUCUAUCUCAAUGUUCUGCAACUUUAUAUAAUCCUUAACAGGCCCCAGGAUUUUUACUCAGAGGUUCUUCAGUACCAAGUUUAAUUUUAGCACGUUCAUAAAUGCAUCACAAAUAAGAUAUCUAUACCAAUAACUAAGAGAACUAACAACUGUUAAUAAGAUGGCAAGAACAUUUAACUUUUGAUAAUAUGAAAAUACUAGUGCCUUUUCUGUUUAGUUGACUUUGUUGUAGAAAAGUAUGUCUAUAGGAAGUCUACACCCUACUUGGAUUUUUUCACAUUUUGUGUUACAAAGUGGGAUUAAAAUGGAUUUCAUUGUAAUUUGUCAACAGUCUACACAAAAGGUAUAUAUUUUAAAGAUGAAUGAAAAAUAAAACACUAACAUACCUUGA
Molecule: messenger RNA, 2566 nt
Organism: Oncorhynchus gorbuscha (pink salmon)
Lineage: Eukaryota; Metazoa; Chordata; Actinopteri; Salmoniformes; Salmonidae
Product: protein QNR-71-like
Exons: 12
Coding region: 101-2047 (648 amino acids)
Biological process (GO): cell adhesion
Molecular function (GO): integrin binding
Source: RefSeq, a predicted model, not a curated record